Messenger RNA from Morus notabilis, 426 nucleotides. Its product is annotated as putative disease resistance protein RGA4. The transcript has a single exon. Bases 1 to 426 code for a protein of 141 amino acids. Lineage: Eukaryota; Viridiplantae; Streptophyta; Magnoliopsida; Rosales; Moraceae. The record is from RefSeq and is a predicted model, not a curated record.
AUGCCUUUGAACCUUUCCGCUAUAACCACCAAAACCUCAAUCCCCACAUCAUUCCCAAUUCUCAAAACAAUUCACUCAAUUUCCUUGACAAUCUCCUCAAAAAUAGCCAUUGAAGUCGUUUAUGGCACGGCCGCAGAAGUCUUGAAAAGGGUGGCAACUGCUGCGGAGCAAGAGAUUUGCUUGGCAUGGGGCAUGAGAGAGGACCUAAAGAAGCUUGAAAAGACCAUGUCCACCCUCAAAGCAGUGCUCUUAGAUGCCGAGAAGAAGCAAGAACAAAACGAAGCGCUACGAGUCUGGCUGAGGCGGCUUAAAGAUGUCUUCCUUGACGCUCAGGACGUGUUGGGGGAAUUCGAGUGCGAACUACUAAGAAGAGAAGUGGUGAAGACACAUGGCAGCAUUGGUCGAAAGGUCGCGACAGAGAUAUAA